CUAAGCGUUUGCGGCUUUUUGCCUGUGUAUUAAUAAUAUUUUGGUGUAAACAAUUAAGUUAAAACAUUAAUGUUUAUAAAAAAGUUUUUCAAAUGAAGAUGAACGCUACUAGUUUGUAUGUUUCAACUUGUCGUUUGAUAAUUCUUGCUGAUGCAGCAGAUAAAAGUUCGUGGACAGACUUGUUUCGUUUGGUUCCUUAUUUACGACAAUCGCUAUCGUGUACUGUGUGUGGAAAUUUAUUAAAAGAACCUUAUACUCCUACGAGUUCCGGCUGCCAACAUCACGUCUGUAAAAAUUGUAAAGGCGGGAGAAAAAAGUUAAAACCUUCGUGCAGUUGGUGUAAAGAUUAUGAUAACUAUACCGAAAACUUACAGUUACGUAUACUUCUGCAAUGUUACAAAAAGCUUUGUGAAUAUUUUAUGGGCACAGAAACGUACAAAACUUUAUUGGAAGAAGAUGAGAUAGCGGCGGGAGUUAAUGGUGGCACAGUCGCGAGUUCGGGCUUAAUAGAUUUAAUACAAGAAGGAGCGGGGUUUAACGACGACUACAAAAGUACGGCGGGCCUUUCGAAAUCUGCCUAUAGUAUAUUGCCCUGUGUUUAUACUAACUCAGCCUCUACACAAACUCAAGCAGCAUCAACAUCAAGUAAUUCUGAUUCAAGAUCAUCUAAUAAAGAUUCUCCAAAUUCUAGAGCUAUUUCAAAUGGGUCCCCACUUUACUCUGUUAUGUAUGCAGGUUCGGGAAAUAAAAUCACAAUCAAAAGGAAAGCAAUUGAUGAAACGGACUCAACACCAUCUGAAACCAGUCCCAAAGAAAGCAAAUCAAAUCAGCUUGGUUUUAAAAAGCCAUCGAAUAGAACAAGAAGCUCAUCUAGCAGUAAGAGAAAAGGCUGUAGAUGUGGCAAUGCAACCGCUACACCAGGGAAGCUAACAUGUUGUGGUCAAAGAUGUCCAUGUUAUGUAGAAAGUAAACCGUGUACUGAAUGCAAGUGCAAAGGAUGUAGGAAUCCUCACAGACCUGAUGGAAUGAAGGUCAGACCUCAUAUACCUCAACUAGAUACAGUACAACUAACUCUAAACACCAACCCAGACAGUUCACCUUCCUGUUCAGGCUCAAUAGACAGCCUGGACACAGACACACUCACAAUGGAAGCCAUGGAAGAAUCUUUAACUUUUACCACCGAACUAAAAUCUUCUGACAUUAAAGUAUACACCAGUCAGUUACAAGAAGUAUCGCCUUCAUUGCCAGCUACAAUAAUGAUGGAUGAAGAGUUGCCUGGGUCACCUGAUGACGACAUGAGCUCUCCUCAUGAUUAUACCCAAUGCUCUCCAAGAGAUCAUGAUUUCGAUGCAGGAUCUCCACAAUCAACGGGAACACAUGAUGUAAAUAGUGAUAUAGAAGUCGAUAUAUGACAACAGCUGUCUCUCGCUGGUGACUAGAACUAUUUUAUUCCUUGGUGCACAAAAACUUUUGGAAGGUAUUCCACAGAAGAUUGUCAAAUUUACUAGUCACCAGAAUGGAACUAUUGUGAAUAUGAGUGUGUUUUAAUAUAAAUAUGUCAAAAAUUUAAAUUGAAACAUUUCACUUAAGUUAAAAGUGUGUAGAGAGGCUUUUGGUCUAGGAUUGUAUACAAAAAGUUUGGAAUUGAAAUAUCACUAUAAUUAAUGUAUUGUUAUAAAUUUUCUCGAUUUAA
Messenger RNA from Vanessa atalanta (red admiral), 1693 nucleotides. RefSeq names its product E3 ubiquitin-protein ligase MSL2 (gene msl-2). Bases 93 to 1412 code for a protein of 439 amino acids. The record is from RefSeq and is a predicted model, not a curated record. Lineage: Eukaryota; Metazoa; Arthropoda; Insecta; Lepidoptera; Nymphalidae. The transcript is spliced from 4 exons. Gene Ontology annotation, cellular component: MSL complex. Gene Ontology annotation, molecular function: ubiquitin protein ligase activity.